Molecule: messenger RNA, 1527 nt
Organism: Fraxinus pennsylvanica
Lineage: Eukaryota; Viridiplantae; Streptophyta; Magnoliopsida; Lamiales; Oleaceae
Source: the annotation of a GenBank genome assembly
AUGCCGAGCAAGAAGAAGAGGAAGAGAGGCGGAGAAAGGCCGGUUAUCCACCCACGAAACAAGUACUCUGAAAACCCACCCGAUUUCGGUCUGUUGGCCUCUUUGUACCCGAGCUUCGAGCCCUACGUUUUCUACUCGCACGGUGGCCGCCCCAGAAUCGACUGGACCGACUUCAAUGCUACGCGCGAGCUGACCCGGGUCUUGCUCCUCCACGAUCAUGGCCUCAAUUGGUGGAUUCCCGAUGGGCAGCUCUGCCCGACAGUCCCAAACAGAUUAAAUUACAUUCAUUGGAUUGAAGAUCUUUUGGCUUCAGAUCUCAUUCCAUGCACUCUGGGCAACAGUGUUGUCAAAGGUUUUGAUAUUGGAACUGGUGCAAAUUGCAUAUAUCCUCUCCUUGGUGCAUCUCUUCUAGGUUGGACGUUUGUGGGCUCAGAUGUUACUGAUGUAGCCAUAGAGUGGGCAAAUAGAAAUGUCGACGGUAACCCACAUGUGUCCGAAUUGAUUGAAAUAAGAAGAGUUGAUACUGAGAUCAAGAUCUUUGAUGCAGAAGAAUUGCAAAACAGGCAGAAAGAUAAUAUUAAUAGUUACGUAGAUUCAAGCAAUAUAAAGAGUGUCGACAUGGGACCCGCACCAUCAUUUUCACUCAGAAGCCAUUCAGCCAAAAAGAGCUAUCAUGGACCACCUGUUCUUGUAGGUGUCAUUAAGGAUUGGGAAAGUUUUGACUUUUGUAUGUGCAACCCCCCAUUUUUCGAGACAAUGGAGGAAGCAGGAUUGAAUCCGAAGACUUCCUGUGGUGGUACUCCAGAGGAGAUGGUAUGUCUUGGAGGUGAAGAGGCCUUUAUUACUCGCAUAAUUGAAGACAGUGCUCAAGUGAAACACACAUUUCGGUGGUACACUUCAAUGGUUGGAAGAAAAUCAAAUCUCAAUAUCCUGACAUCAAAACUUUGGAAUGUUGGAGUCACCGUAGUUAAGACAACAGAAUUUGUCCAAGGCCACACAUCUAGAUGGGGGCUUGCGUGGUCUUUUAUGCCUCCUUCCAGGAAGAUGUUAUUUUCACACGUGACUGAGAAGAAAAAUUUGUCUUUCAUGCUAGAGGGCCUUCAACGUCAGCAUAGCGCAUUUCACGUGUUGCAGUCAGUGGAAUCUUUUCUCUGCAGCAGUGGUGCAUCCUGUAAACUAAAUGCUGCCACAUUCAAUAUUGAUAUCACUGCUUCACAGAAUCAUUGUAACACGAUUCUGAAGGGUGAGACACAAAAUAAGAAUGAAGCUGUUCGAUGCAAAAACGAAUUGGAGAUAUCCAGUACUUUAAAUUAUAACAAUUGUCAGUCAGAUGAUCUGCGGUUCCGCAUUUCGGUCUUUCAGCAAAUUCCAGGAACACUUUUGGUUAGGGCAACAUUACACCAGAAAGAAAGCUCCAGCUCAGGUUUAUUUUCAUUGAUAUUUGAGCAACUAGAAGAAGUUUUGAAAAACAAAUUCUGCACUGACAGGGUAUUAGCUGAUGGUUCCUGCUCCUACCCCAGAAGAUAA